Molecule: messenger RNA, 3599 nt
Organism: Setaria italica (foxtail millet)
Lineage: Eukaryota; Viridiplantae; Streptophyta; Magnoliopsida; Poales; Poaceae
Product: putative pentatricopeptide repeat-containing protein At5g37570
Exons: 4
Coding region: 90-1913 (607 amino acids)
Biological process (GO): RNA modification
Molecular function (GO): protein binding; RNA binding
Source: RefSeq, a predicted model, not a curated record
CAACGAAUACCCACUUGAAAAGGCCGAAAGGCUCCGCAAACGCAAAUGCCGACCCGCCUGACCGCCUUCCUUCUCGCCGGCGUAGCCGCAUGACACCCGCCGCCGGCCGGCCAUUCCCUACGGUCGCCGCCCUCCUCUGCCGCUGCCGCUCCUUCCGCUGCAUCCCGCAGGUCUUCCAAUCCCGCAUCUUCCGCCUCGGCCUCCACAACCACCAAGCCCUCCUCGGCCGCUUCGCCGCCACCUACAAUGCCCUCGCGUCCCCCUCCCCCAUCGCCGCCGCCGCCGCCAGCAGACCGUCCCCCGCGGUCGCCACCCUCCUCGGCCGCUGCCGCACAACUCGCUGCCUCGCGCAGCUCCACGCCCGCAUCAUCCGCCUUGGCCUCCACAACCACCACGCCCUCGUCGCCCGCUUCGCCGCUGCCUGUGACGCCCUCGGGUGCCCCACCGUCGCCGCCUCGUUCGUCGCCGCGAUUCCCGACUCCCCGCUCCGCCUCCGCAACGCCGUGCUCGCGUCCCUCGCUCGCCACGCCCUGCUCCACGCUGCGCUCGCGGAGUUCAACCUCCUCCAACGAGGCGCGCGGCCGGACUCCUUCUCAUUCCCUUGCCUCCUCCGCGCGUGCGCCCGCGUAUCCUGCCUACCCGCCGGACGCGCCCUGCACGCCGCCGCCAUCCGCCUCGGCGUCCACGCCGACCUCUUCGUCUGCACAGCGCUCAUCCAGUUCUACGGGAGGUGCGGUGCGGCUGGCCCAGCCCGGGCUCUAUUUGAUCAAAUCGACAUCCCCAGUGAGGUUUCCUGGACCUCCAUUAUUGUGGCUUAUGUCAACAAUGGUGACAUCGUGGCUGCUAGAGAGCUGUUUGAUAGAAUGCCCCACCGGAACGUGGUGCACUGGAAUGUGAUGGUUGAUGGGUAUGUGAAGUGUGAGGACUUGGAGGGCGCAAGGAGGCUGUUUGAUGAAAUGCCUGAGAGAACUGCCACAGCAUGCACAUCUUUGAUUGGCGGGUAUGCAAAGGCAGGGAACUUGAAAGUUGCUAGAUCAUUGUUUGAUAAGUUAGAGGACCGGGAUGUGUUCUCAUGGUCAGCGAUGAUAUCAGGUUAUGCGCAGAAUGGUUACCCUGGAGAGGCUUUGAGGAUAUUUUAUAAGUUCCAAGAGCAAGGCAUACACCCAGACGAGCUUAUUGUUGUUGGCCUGAUGUCAGCAUGCUCCCAAUUAGGUAACAUCAGGUUGGCAUGCUGGAUUGAAGAUUACAUUGCAAAAUACUCGAUAGAUAUUAGCAAUGUCCAUGUGUUGGCUGGUCUUGUGGACAUGAAUGCUAAGUGUGGGAACUUGGAGAGGGCUACUGUUCUGUUUGAGUCAAUGCCAGUUCGAGAUGUGUUUUCAUAUUGUUCACUGAUGCAAGGUCAUUGUCUCCAUGGUUCAGCUAAUAACGCUGUUGAACUUUUCUCCCAGAUGCUUUUGGAGGGCCUUUCCCCUGAUAAUGCUGUGUUUACAGUUGUUUUAACAGCUUGCAGUCAUACUGGUCUAGUAGAAGAAGGAAAGAAGUUCUUUGAUAUGAUGAAGAAUGUGUACUUGAUUGUGCCAUCUGGUGAGCAUUAUGCUUGCCUUGUCAGUCUUCUUGGACGUUGUGGGAGACUAAAAGAGGCAUAUGAGCUUAUAAUGUCGAUGCCUGGGAAACCUCAUCCUGGAGCAUGGGGUGCACUGCUGGGUGGAUGCAAGCUUCACGGUAACAUUGAGCUUGGAAAAAUCGCAGCAAAGAAGCUUUUUGAAAUUGAACCGUAUAAUGCUGGAAAUUAUGUCUCCCUUUCAAAUAUGUAUGCAAACAUUGACAGGUGGGGAGAUGUUUCAGUAAUUAGGAAUGAGAUGACUGAAAAGAGGAUAACAAAAAUUGCAGGUCGUACUAUUGUUUUGCAGUGAGGCAGUGUCAACCAGAAUGUUAUAUUUAUUUUGUCUCAUGUUACUGGCCCCAUUGGAAACCUGAGUAGGCUGUGAAGGAAGAAAGGAGACCUCAUGACGGUUAUGAAAUGAAUGGAAAACAAGAUAUCAUUACUCAAGUUAAGAUGCAUAUGGUGGAAGUUCAGCAUAUGUUGACAUAGGCAACAUGCUGAUCAGCAGGCUGUUAUGUUAAUAAUAGGCUGGAGGCUAUCUGAACUGAAUUAAGACACUUCAAUUUGCUUGGUGUUCCCACAAUUUUAUGCCAAUGAAAAAUUGUCAGAACCGGGAGGAUGCUUUGGUUGCUGGUGAGACCAUCCACUGCUGCCAUUGCUGAUGAAAUGAUUUCCUGGCAUAUUGGUAUUUGAGAAGUCAAAAUUCUAUCAAGUUAUUUUACCUCUACUUGGCCUUCUGUAAGAACUUUUUUAUAGCGAGCUGUUGACAACAAUCUUCUCAAGGUAAGGUACUUUCAAUGAUCAGGAUGCCAUUGUACAAAUAUGGUUCUGAUGAAGACACGAAGUUUUUACAUCUGUUAUGAAGACCCAGGGUCCCCAACAGGACUGUCUUCCCACAACACUUGGCCCAACGAAAGGCGCAACAACAAUGCGUACCUGGGCUGGCCCAGCUAUGUGAAGCCAGGCCGAGACCACAAUCCGGACACCAGCCGGCUCCUCCGACCAGGAAGCUUGGUCGGCGCCCCGACCAGAAGGAGCCAGUCGGGGGUGGGGCCACAGUCCAACCCCGACUGAGUUCUCCCGACUGGAUCCUCCCAACCAAGUCCUCCCGAAUGGGGAUGCACCGUACCGCUCCCCCCGACCGACUCGGUCGGGGCCGACUGGGACAACCGAUCGGGGACGCCCGCUCGGUGUGGGCCCAGGGAGCAGGUGGGAUGAAUAACGAGGAAGCGCCUGGGUUAGCCGGCUGUAUGCGAACCGUACCGCGCCAAGCACUACACACGCCUUGCACAGUGCUGCCGUAAACCUACUCGCUACGACGGAGUGGCCUGACGAGGAGAACAGGGACCAAGGAUGGAGGCGAUACCGUACCCGACGACGUGGGCCCCAACAAGACUAGGCAGCGCCCGUACACUCACUCUCUUAUCCUUUCCGACCUGUAAGGCCGUUCCCUUGUACUAUAAAAGGGGACGGACCCUCCACCUCUACGACUUACGCCCUCUUACGUUCUUACACUCCUACGCUUUCAUACUCUCACACACUUAGCGCACGUCUGAGCUCCUGCCACUCUCUUCCACUGAGACGAGAACAAGGCCAAGACUCAAGCACCCCCUCUCAUCCUCCUCUCGUUUGUACCCCCAUUGCAAACUUUGAGCAUCUGGGCUUAGAAAUAAAGUCGACCAACUGACCCCGACUGGACGUAGGGCGCGUUGGUCGAAUCAGUAUACAUCCUGUGUCAUUGUGUGCUAGGCCAUAUCCGAUCUAAUGCACGGCAAAACUACAAAUACUUGUCGGCUAGAUUUCGCACCGACAAUAUCGUCUUCUGACUCAAAAUGUUCGUGCCAAAAGUAUAAAAUUAUUUUACAUUUGUUGGAAUUUUGUUUGUAUACCUGUAGCAAUAUGCACAAUCCUUUCUAAUCCUAGUCAGGUUUGAAAAGUCUGAUGUUCCUAGGCACUCCUCCUGUAAUUGUUAUAUCUGUAAGAACUGAUACCAAUG